GCGCCGGCGGCGCUGUCAGCGCUGGCCCCCGGCGGGGCGGGAAGAUGGCGGCCGGCGGCGGGGGCGGAGGCGGCGGCGGCGGCGGCGGCCUCGUAUUGCCGGCAGGUGCCAGCCCUUCCUCCGCACCCCGAGGGGAGCUCUGAGGGCCCCGCGUCGCACCCCCAGGAUGAGCAGCAAGGAACCCCCCGAGGUCUCUGAGAGGAGCCACCUGAAGGUUUUCCUGCCCCGGAAGCUGGUGGAGUGUCUGCCCAAAUGUCCCGUCCUGCCCAAGGAGCAGCUGCGCUGGAACACCAACGAGGAAAUCGCCUCCUAUCUCAUCACCUUUGAGAAACACGACGAGUGGCUCUCCUGCUCCCCCAAGACCAGGCCGCAGAACGGUUCCGUCAUCCUCUACAACCGGAAGAAGGUGAAGUACCGCAAGGACGGCUACUGCUGGAAGAAGCGCAAGGACGGCAAGACCACCCGCGAGGACCACAUGAAGCUGAAGGUGCAGGGGGUGGAGUGCCUCUACGGCUGCUACGUCCACUCCUCCAUCGUCCCCACCUUCCACCGCCGCUGCUACUGGCUGCUGCAGAACCCCGACAUCGUCCUGGUUCAUUACCUGAACGUCCCGGCCAUGGAGGAGUGCGGCCGCCCCUGCGCCCCCCCGCUUUGCGCCAGCGGCCCCCCCCUCUGCGCCGCCACCGCUGACCCCCGCGAGUGGCUCAAGUGGUCGCGGGAAGAGCUCGUCGCCCAGCUCCGCCCCAUGUUUCACGGGAUGAAGUGGGGCUGCGGGAACGGGGGGGGGGCCCCGGCCGGGCUCUCGCUGGAGCAGCUGGUGCAGCACGUCCUGGAGAGUCACCAGGCGCGGCCGCCCCCCCGCACCCACGCCUGCCUCUGCGCCGGGGGGCUGGGCACCCCGGGCCACAAGUGCGGCAGCACCAAACACCGAAUCAUCUCCCCCAAAGUGGAGCGGGGGGGCGCAAAGGGGGGGGCGGCGGCGGCGGUGACGACCGACCCCCCCAAAGCUGCUCCCUCCUCCCCCGACACCACCCAACCCUCCCCAGGCCUGACAGGGGCCCCCCCCGAGGGCCCCCCCUCUUUUCCCCCAGGAUUCCCCCUAUUAGUAGUGGCUAAUUUAGGGGGGGCGGCCCCGGGGGGGCCCGAAAAUCCUUUGGGUCUGACCCCCAGCCAGCACCUGGUGACCCCCGAAAGUUCCUGCCCCACGGCACUGCCCCACGGCGCCGUGGGGCUGCCCCACACCGCGCCCCCCCCUGCCUUCGACCCCGAUUGUUUCCUCAACAGCCCCCGCCGGGGUCAAACCUACGGCUGCGAGGCCGAAGCCCCCCCUGGCGCCCCCCCCCCCGGUCCCCCCAAAAUUAGGGGGCGACGAUGGGUGACACCGGGCCCCCCCCCACCCCACGGGAGCCCCCCCACACCCCACUCCCCCCCCCUUCCCCUCCCGCCCCCCCCCUCCGACCCACCGCCGCCGGCCAUCACCGACUUCUCCCCGGAGUGGUCCUACCCCGAGGGUGGGGUGAAGGUGCUGAUCACGGGACCGUGGGGCGCCGGCGCCUACAGCUGCCUCUUCGACCGAGUGUCGGUGCCGGCCGCGCUGGUCCAGCCGGGCGUCCUGCGCUGCUACUGUCCCCCACACGAAGCCGGCGUGGCCGCCCUGCGCGUGGCCUGUCCCCCCCGGCUCCUCUCGGCCGCUGCCCCCUUCGAGUACCGGGCACGGGGGGGGGCGACGGGUCCCCCCGGCUCCCAGCUGGACUGGUUGGCCCUUGACGAGGCCCAGUUCCGUCUGUCCAUCCUGGAGCGGCUGGAGCAGCUGGAGACUCGCCUGGGGGCCCUGCCCCCCCCCGCGCCCCUCCCCCCGCCGCGGGGGAACCCCACGGAGACCCCCCCGGAGCAGGGGCCGGGGUCCUCCUUCGAGGCGCGGGUGGUGGCCGUCUGCGAGGCCAUGAUGGCGCGGCUGGGCUGGUCGGGGACGACGACGGCGUCGGGGACGGCGCUGGCCCACGGGGCCACCUUCCGCGGGAUGACGCUGCUGCACCUGGCGGCCGCCCAGGGCUACGCCGGCCUGGUGGAGACCCUGCGGCGUUGGCGGGCGCUGGCGGCCGACAGCCUGGAGCUGGAGCAGGAGGUCGACCCCCUCAACGUGGACCAUUUCUCCUGCACCCCCCUGAUGUGGGCGUGCGCCCUGGGUCACCGGGAGGCGGCGGAGCGGCUGUGCCGCUGGGACCGACGGGCGCUGGCCGUCCCCGACACGCUGGGGCGGCUGCCGCUGGGCCUGGCCCGCGCCCGCGGUCACCUGGCCCUUGUCACCCGCCUGGAGGAGCUACAGCCGCAGCUGUCACCCGCGUCCCCGCGCUGUCACCUCCCCGGCCUGCGCGUCCCUUCCCCGCUCUCCGCCAGCCCCGAUACAGGGCUGAGCACGGCCAGCAGCCUCUCGUCCCCCUCGGGCCUCUCGGAGGGACCCGGCUCCGUCCCGCUGCCCCCCCGCCCCCCCCAGCCCCCCCGACGACGCCCCGUCCCCGCCCGCCGACGCCCUGCAGGCGGAGGUGGUGACGUUGGCGCGACAGAUCAUCGAGGCCACGCCCGAGCGCAUCAAACAGGAGGCGCCGGGGGGGCCCCUGGGGACGCCGGCGGGGGGGACGAUGACGACGACGACGACGACAGCGGUGACGCCGGGGACGGCGGGGCUGAGCGCGGCCAUGGCCUGGCUGGCCACCUACCUGGAGAGCGUCGAUCGCCCCCCCGCGCCCCCCCACAGGUUUUUGGGGGACCCCCAUAUCCCUGGGGGGGGGGUGGGGGGUGUCACCGUGGGCUGGGAGCGGAGGCGCCAUCCCGGGGGUCCCCGGGGGUCCCCGAAAAGCCGCCGCUGCCACCCCCCCCCUCGACGGCCGGCUGGGCCGAGUUCCUCAACGCCUCGGGGGGGGCGCGGGGGGAGAGCGCCGUCGCCCUCCUCACCCUCUCCGACCAGGAGCAGCACGAGCUCUACGAAGCCGCUCGCCUCGUCCAAGGCGCCUUCCGCAAGUACCGGGGCCGGAGGCUGAAGGAGCAGCAGGAGAUGGCGGCCGCCGUCAUCCAGCGCUGCUACCGCAAGUAUAAACAGCUCACCUGGAUCGCUCUGAAGUUCGCGCUGUACCAGCGGAUGACGCAGGCGGCCAUCCUGAUCCAGAGCAAAUUCCGGAGCUACGCGGAGCAGAAGCGGUUCCAGCGUCGCCGGCGCGCGGCCGUGCUCAUCCAGCAGCGCUACCGCAGCCACCGCGAGCACCAGCGGCUGCAGCAGGGACCCCGCGCCAGCGCGCCCGCCGUGACAGCGCGUCUGCGGGGCACCUUCCUCACCAUCAAGCAGGACCAGGCGGCCCGGAAGAUCAUGCGGUUCCUGCGGCGCUGCCGACACCGGAUGGAGGAGCUGAAGCAGAACAAGGAGGUGGACAGUUUACAGAAGCGGGGCCUGGCCUCGUGACACCCCCCACGGGUGACCCAGGUGUCCGGGGGGGGCUCCCCUCCCCCCCCCCACGGGUGACCCAGGUGUCCAGGGGGGCUCCCAUCCCCUCCUUCCCCCCCCCCCACGGCUUUGCCUUAUCUCCGGUGCCAAUCACCCCCCACCCACUGGCACCCGGACGCCUGGGUCCCGCCCCUCGUGGGGCUCAUGGGAGGGGGGGAGGGGGGGGUAGAGCCACCCCACGCCCCUCCCCCCACGCUCCUGUACCUCCCCUCCCUCCCCCCCCCCCCGCAUGCCCACACCCUCGCCCCCCCUCCCCCGGCCCUGCGUGGGCUCUUUGUACAAAGUUCCAUUAAAAAAGAGGAAGC
Molecule: messenger RNA, 3801 nt
Organism: Grus americana (Whooping crane)
Lineage: Eukaryota; Metazoa; Chordata; Aves; Gruiformes; Gruidae
Gene: CAMTA2
Product: calmodulin binding transcription activator 2
Exons: 24
Coding region: 167-3454 (1095 amino acids)
Biological process (GO): regulation of transcription by RNA polymerase II
Cellular component (GO): nucleus
Molecular function (GO): double-stranded DNA binding; protein binding; transcription coregulator activity
Source: RefSeq, a predicted model, not a curated record